Molecule: messenger RNA, 1482 nt
Organism: Rana temporaria (common frog)
Lineage: Eukaryota; Metazoa; Chordata; Amphibia; Anura; Ranidae
Gene: MSANTD4
Product: Myb/SANT DNA binding domain containing 4 with coiled-coils
Exons: 4
Coding region: 314-1459 (381 amino acids)
Source: RefSeq, a predicted model, not a curated record
UACUUUCAGAUUCAGUGUGGAUUGGUGUGUCCUCCCACCUUUCCCCUCAACUUAUCACUUAUUGGUUAUCUGGUUCGUUGCAUCGCUGCACCCUUCAUUUUUGGUGGGGGGCCCCUCCUCAGCCCUGGACCUAGCAUUGUAUCCGGCAUCCUCCGUUUCCCCUAUCAGUGGCUGGGCUGGCUUUCUGAGCUGGCAUAAUUCUCCUAGAGAGGCAAAUACAUAAUCAUUAAACCUGGCAAAAUUCAGCAGGAAGAAGCAGUUGCCACAGAUUUUUCCAUCUAGGACUCCUGAUAUUCCUACUGAUGAGAAAAAAAUGACGCUACAGCCCUCCAUGAUGAAGCAACUUAAAAGAAAGAGGAAAAGUAACUUUAGCGUGCAGGAAACGCAGACCUUACUUACGGAAAUCAAAAAAAGGAGGGAGGUCAUAUUUUCAAAACAGCUGAACACCACAAUCAAUGAGAUGAAGCGCAAGGCCUGGGAAGAAAUUGCUGAAUGUGUAAAUGCACUGGGCGAGGGGGAGCAAAGAACUGGAACGGAGGUCAAAAGAAGAUAUCUAGAUUGGAGGUCCCUCAUAAAAAGAAAGACCCUAAAUUCAGAUGUGAAACUUGGAGGCUCUGGAAUGCACCUUCCAUUAUCUGACUUAGAUUCCAUCAUUGAUGACACCGAUGACAAACCAAGUGUGUUAACCAAUGAUUCCAGUCUGGAGUGGAAAAAUGUCCAAGAUGGAAGCGAUUCAACGGCUGAAAUCAAGGUCGAAGAGGAUGAACAUCAAAAUUUCGAAGGUACUAGCUGGAAAAAGAGAAUGUCACAUCCUUGCUUGGGAAUCCAGUUCAACUCCCGUCAAAAUAGAAUUGUGUAUAAUCAGACGCCUAGCGAUGAGCAGUUUGAGAUGGAAGAGGAUGAAAUGUUGUCUGCAGUCUUACCUGACUCCAGAGAAGAGAAUGAUCUUCCUGAGGAAUUUCCCAGAAUUGAGGAGUUUGGCACCCUGAGUUCUAUAGCCAGAAUCCCGUACAAGGAUUCCCACCUCCUCAUAACACUAGAGAAGCAGAAGCUAGAGCUGGAAAGACAACGAUUAGGCAUCGAAGCUGAAAGGCUCCAAGUGGAAAAAGAAAGACUUCAAAUUGAAAGAGAGCGCUUGAGACACUUAGACAUGGAGCAUGAGAGACUACAGGUUGAAAAAGAACGUCUGCAAAUUGAAAGAGAAAAGCUGAGGCUCCAAGUCAUGCACGCUGAGAAAGCCAACAUGGAGAAUGAUUUUGCUUCAGCGGAAAAAAAUGUUUUGCAGCCCUUGGACAUAGAAGCAGAAAAAUUAAAACUGGAAAGGGAGCACCUGCAGCUAGAAAAGGAGAGGCUUCAGCUCUUAAAAUUUGAAUCUGAGAAGCUUCACAUAGAAAAGGAGCGUCUGCAGGUUGAGAAGGAACGCCUACGAAUUCAAAGAGAAGGGGGGCACCUACAAUAAAAGAGUAAAGUGUCAUAGAGUUA